GAAGACUGUAUCUUAUCCUGCGUUAGAAGCCCACCCAUGCCUGCAUUGUUGAACGGACUCGCAUUGGCGAAAACUCUCUCUCCACCCUUCUCACUCGUUUCUCCACUUGCUAACUCUUUGUCCAUAGACAGAGUUUCUAUCUCUCGAUCACCUUGCAGGCUCCUUUUUCAACCACUUUUAGUCACAAGUAGGACAAAAUUUUCAGCCUUGUCAAUGAUGGAAGCAUGUGAAAGUGUCGUCACAAGAGGCUCUAAACACAACCCUGAUAAGCACUUCGAUGAAGAUUACAGAGACCAAGCUAAGUUGCUUCAGGAGUUCUGCAAUAUGUCAACUGUUGAUAAGGCCUGGAUUUUCAAUUCUUGUAAUGGGACUGGUUCAUGGGCAAUGUUCUAUUUGAGCCAAACAAAUCUUUUAGCAAACAAGAGAACUAAGUACAUUCUGUCCUCCUACAUUUCAAAAGAAGAAAGCCACUCUCUAACCUUCCAAUGCACUCCUUUUCCCUUUGAACUGGUGGAUGUAUCAACAGUUGUCCCUUCACCAUCAGGUUCAAAGCUUCUCAUAGUUCGAAAUGGUCAAAAUGGAUCUGCAGUACAACUUGAAAUCUGGAGCUCUUGUCAUAUGCAAAAGGAUAUACAUAUCCCAGUAUCUGUUCAUGGUCCAUUAUAUACAGAUGGAUGGUUUGAAGGUAUUAGUUGGAGCGAUGAUGAACAAUUUAUUGCCUAUGUUGCUGAAGCACCUUCCUCACUUAAGCCCAUGUUCAAUAGUUUUGGCAUUAAAGAAGGACCUUCAGAUGAAAAGAACAUUAACAGCUGGAAAGGUCAGGGGGACUGGGAGGAGCAGUGGGGUGAAUCAUACUCUGGAAAAGGGAAACCCUCACUUUUUGUUGUUAACGUCGACAGUGGAGAAGCUCAAGCUGUAGAAGGCAUCCCAGAGUCCCUUUCUGUUGGGCAAGUUGUAUGGGCACCUCUAUCUCCUGAUGAUGGGCAACAGACGUUGGUUUUUGUUGGAUGGUCUGAUAUUAAUGUUCCUCACCGUGUUGCACGAAAGCUUGGGAUAAAAUACUGUUACAACAGGCCAUGUUCUUUGUAUGCAGUCAGGGCUCCUGUUUUUGAACCCAAGGAACCACACUCAAAGUCAUUUAUCUUACAAAGAGAUGAAGGUCAUGAGAGUGCAUCAGCCAUCAACCUGACAGGAGAUACACAGAGUGCCUACUUCCCUUGUUUCACUCCAGAUGGAAGGUUCCUUUUGUUUGUAUCGGCAAAAAGUGCUGUGGAGUCUGGGGCUCAUUGUGCGACCAAUUCUUUGCACAGAAUGAAUUGGUCCAGUACCAGAAAACCAGAUUUGGCAAACAUUAUUGAUCUGGUCCCAGUUGUAAUGCAUGCAGAUGUUGGUUCCUUCCCAGGACUUUAUUGUGAUAGUAUCAUCGCAAAACCAUGGCUUUCUGAUGGAUCUACCUUGAUACUCUCUUCUGUUUGGGGUAGCACUGAAGUACUAAUUUCAGUAGAUGUAUUAAGUGGCAAGUUAUCGAGGAUUAGCCCCCACAAUUCUGACUCUUCAUGGAAUCUUCUUGCAGUUGAUGGUGGCAUUGUCCUUGCGGUUUCCAGUAACCCGGUUAGUCCCCCUCAAAUCAAGUAUGGGUGCUUUCUUGAUCGAAAGGAGAACGAAACAAGUUCGGAAUGGGAUUGGCAGGACAUAUCAUUGCCAAAGUUGGCCUACUCAGAAAAGGUCAAGUCAAUGCUGUCAUUGCUUCAGUUCAACAUAUUGAAAAUUGAUGUUCCUGAUUUGUCAGGAAAUCUUACUACUGGUGCAAAACAACCCUUUGAGGCAAUUUUCAUCCAUUCCAACUCUCAAGGCUCAAGUAACAAAGGGGAGAAAGAAAAUGGAUUAAGCCCACUCAUAGUAGUUAUUCAUGGAGGACCACAUUCAGUUUCAUUGGCCAGUUAUUCCAAGUCCCUUGCAUUCCUUGCUUCUUUGGGUUUCAGCUUGCUUGUGGUGAACUACAGAGGUUCAUUAGGAUUUGGAGAGGAAGCGCUGCAAUCCCUUCCAGGCAAAAUUGGAAGUCAGGAUGUGAAGGAUGUUUUGACAGCAAUAGAUCAUGUUGUCAAUAAAGGGUAUGCAGACCCAUCUAAAAUAUUUGUUCUUGGAGGUUCACAUGGUGGGUUUUUGACAUCUCAUUUGAUUGGCCAGGAGCCUGAUAAAUUUGUUGCAGCUGCGGUCAGAAACCCUGUCUGUAACAUUGCAUCGAUGGUUGGGACAACAGAUAUUCCUGACUGGUGUUAUUUUGAAGCAUAUGGGAGUGAAGGGAAAAAUUUGUUCACGGAAGCACCUUCAGUUGAGCACUUAGAAGUCUUCUAUAAAAAAUCUCCUAUUUCCUAUGUCUCAAAGGUGAAAUCACCGGUCCUCUUCCUUUUAGGUGCCCAGGAUCUUCGAGUUCCAGUCUCAAAUGGCCUACAAUUUGCAAGAGCACUGAGGGAAAAGGGGGUGAAAGUCAAAAUUGUUAUGUUUCCUAAUGAUAUUCACCCAAUUGAAAGACCACAGUCUGACUUUGAAAGUUUUCUUAAUAUUGGAGUUUGGUUCAAAAACUACUGCAGCUGACCGGCAUUACGAGUGACAGGUGGGUGAUACUCGAAAGAGUUGGCAUGGAGAAGGAAUGAAUGUACCACUAUUCCUGGGAAAGUUUAGUAUCAAUUAUUGGAAUUGUUGAUUCCAAGGAACUGUGGUUGUGGUACUACAUUAUUCUAUAUGUACAUUUGGACUUUUUCAAGCUCAUAUAUAUACUGGAAACUACACAGGCGCAUUCCUGAUGAUAGAGAGAUGCGUCCUAAACAUGGUGCACUGUUGCAUGAUAAAUACGGUGGAAGCUAAGUAGGUGGCCCUAGUUAUCUAUGCCUUGAUCUAUGUGAAUGUGAAGGUCUUAAAUCCGACUCUUUACCAGGUGAAUGAGGCUCUUGUUGGUUUACUCUUUUCUUGUGGGCUAUUAAAUACAAUUGGUAUCUACAUUCUGAAUCUGAACAAUAA
Molecule: messenger RNA, 3018 nt
Organism: Nymphaea colorata (pocket water lily)
Lineage: Eukaryota; Viridiplantae; Streptophyta; Magnoliopsida; Nymphaeales; Nymphaeaceae
Product: acylamino-acid-releasing enzyme 2
Exons: 19
Coding region: 37-2595 (852 amino acids)
Biological process (GO): proteolysis
Molecular function (GO): serine-type endopeptidase activity
Source: RefSeq, a predicted model, not a curated record